AUGGGUUUCCUCUCAAACCCUUUGCGGUCUCGCGACCGCAGCGGCAGAUUACCAAAAUACGAGCAAUUGAGUCCCUUACGGACCAAGGAACGUCUUUCAAACGACGAUGACGACUAUUAUUCCGACGAAGACUCGGAGGGCUACUCCACCACAUCAUCCCCGAGUGUGAGAAGCUCUCGACAGGCCUCUUCCACUCUCUCCAGCGCCGCCCUAAUGCUUCCAAAGCGAGCUCUCGCAACGGCUCGCCGCCCACGAACUCACCUAUACCGCCUACCGAACCGCAUUAUUCGAUAUCUGUGCUUAGGUCUGCUUACCUUCAUGGUCCUUAUGAUCAUGUCUCUGGUCCGCGCCAGCCAUGUUGAGAACAAGAUGAUCAUAGAGGGCAAGGUCGAGAAGAAACCUGACCCCCCGCCCGUAUGGGAGUCCUUCGAUUUCCUUCAAAGAUACUACGGCGGUGUCAGGACUAUUGUCCCCCCUGCGAAAUACGUUCCCUCCUACCCUCAGUCUGAGGACGAAGCCCCGCUCGACCAGCUAGACAUUAACACUACGGCAACUGCUACAAGCGAGGACGGCAUUGAUGAUGCCAUGAAGAGAGCCUUGCCGAAGAGCAAGAUGUUCCUCGACCACCCCGAUGCCAUCUUCAACAUUAAGCCCGAGAAGUUUACCGAGUGCUUCAUCGACGAGGAUAAUAAGGUUCGCGUUCCGCCGAUCCGAUACUUUGACGGUCGCCCCCAGGGCUUCCCUCAGCAUGCCGAGGGCUCCUACGAGCUGUUGAACCUCCCCGAGAACAUUUGCUACGAACGUUUCGGGCGCUACGCACCCUACGGCUUCGGAUACUCUGUCCCCGCAGGCGGCCUUGGCAUCGGCGAACACGGAGAAAAGGAAGGCUCUGAAGACGUUUGGGAACAGACUCCCAAGGUCGACUGGCGCAAGGUUGAUUGGGCUGCUGCUCAACGCCGUUGCUACCAAUCAAAUACGGCGAGAUUCAAGCCGAUGCCGCCCAAGGUUCCGGUCGCACGUGGUUUCUACAUUGACGAACCGGCUCAAAAUGCGACCUUGGUAACGCGCGACCCCCUGGAGAACAUGGAGCCCAGCCACAAACCCAACGAGGAUGGUAAAACUGAUGGUAAAGCCGAGAGCAAACCUGCUGGCGAAGAGAAGCCAGAAGAGAAGACUGCCCGAACCGCGGUCGUAAUUCGUGUUUGGGACGAGUACCUUUGGCGCGAGGACGAUAUCAUGAACGUUCGUUCCGUCAUCUCUGAGCUUGCACUGGCAUCGGGUGGACGUUAUGACAUCCAUCUUCUCGUCCAAAUCAAGAAUGAUGCUGCUUAUCCUGUUUUCGCAGACCACGAGGUUUACGAGCGCCGUAUCAGGGAACGUAUUCCUGAGGAAUUCAGAGGCCUCGUCACGCUCUGGACUGAGACACAGAUGUUGUCUCUCUACCAGGGUCUUUUCGACCUUUUCACCCGUGGCCCUGACCUGCCUGUUCACGGCGUGUACCGUGGUCUAUCAAUGGCCAUGCAAUACUUCGCGUACCAACACCCCGAAUACGACUUCUACUGGUCCUGGGAAAUGGACAUUCGUUACACUGGACACUACUACGACCUCUUCAGCAAGAUGGAGAACUGGGCCAAGGAACAACCCAGAAAGGGACUUUGGGAGCGCAAUGCUCGUUUCUACAUCCCUAACGUUCACGGUUCGUGGGAAGAUUUCAGACAGAUGGCUCGUGUUCAGUCCGAAAUGGGCACUGACGGUGCCGAUAACAUGUGGAAGAACAUCCCCGGCUCCAAGAACAAGGCUAACAAUGACGCCACCAAAAUCAAUCGCGGAGAAAAGACCAUCUGGGGCCCGGAGCGUCCUCACAACGAGGAUGACUGGUUUGAAAUCGAGAAGGAUCCCAAGCCCCCGACCAGCUAUGAGAAGGACAAGUACAAGUGGGGAGUGGGCGAGGAAGCCGAUCUCAUUUCGUUCAACCCCAUCUUCGACCCGGAAGGAACUACCUGGCUUCUAUCGGACGACAUCACCGGAUACAACAAGAACAACCGUGAGGAGCGCAUGCCGCCAAGGAGAGCGCAUAUCAUCACAGCCUCGCGCAUGUCCCGCCGGCUUCUCAUGACGAUGCACCGCGAGACAGCUCUUAAGAAGCACUUUGCGUUCCCCGAAAUGUGGCCUGCUACCGUUGCUUUCCAUCAUGGCUACAAGGCCGUCUUCGCCCCUCACCCUAUGUACGUCGACAGAGAGUGGCCUAUCGCAUACCUCGCUCAGGUCCUCAAUGGCGGCAAGAACGGUGCUAGCGGUGGCUCACGCACUGCUGUGUUCGGCCAGCGUGAGCACAAUCUGCGUGGUCUCUCUUGGUUCUACAACUCGGGUUUUGCCCCCAACUUGUACCGCAGAUGGCUUGGGCUUAAGGUCAACAACGAUGGUGGCGAGGAGUUUGAAAAAACCGAAGAUCCGACCAAGGAUGGUUCUACCGUCGGCCAAAUGCGUGGUGGUGAAGGCCGGAUGUGUCUGCCCCCCAUGCUCAUUCAUCCUGUCAAGGGAGUUGAGGUGCCGGUAGAGAAGAUACCCGAAGAGGCGAAGGAGACCGUCCCUGAAUCUGAUCCUAGUGCAUGA
Messenger RNA from Colletotrichum truncatum, 2613 nucleotides. RefSeq lists its product as uncharacterized. The record is from RefSeq and is a predicted model, not a curated record. Lineage: Eukaryota; Fungi; Ascomycota; Sordariomycetes; Glomerellales; Glomerellaceae.